UACAGGUAGCCCGAGUAACUAUGUGUCGACUUUUGAUGCUAUUGACGGGCUCUUAAAUGACAAGCCUUGCCGCAGCGAAAUGGCUAGUGUAUUCCGUAUCAACAGGAAGAGGGUUUUUUCAUUUGUCGUUCUCAGCUGCUUUUUAGUUGCACUAAUAUUUUCCUGGUUUGAAUACAGUCCUCACAAGAUUUCUCUACAAGAAGAACAGUUUGAACUCAACCCAAUUCCGUACGCUAAACUCGACCCAUGCAAUUCUUUAGACAACUGCCCCGACAUUCGUCUCCAAGGAAAUACGACUAUUCGUAAAAGUCAAUUAGUCCYAACACGAAUGCUACGAGUGCUUCAUUUAAUAAGCCACAAACACGGGAUAAAGUACUUUAUCUACAAAGGUAGUAUACUAGGAGCUGCAAGACAUAAAGGUGUCAAUCCAUUCGACGAUGAUAUCGACAUUGCUAUGACCCAGCAAGAUUUCGACAAACUUUCUAAAGUUAUCCAAGGAGAGUUACCGUCAGACGUGUUUUACCAGACUGAGACAACAGACCCGUUCUACAAAAAGCCCCGUUUAUCUUUCAUGCUAGCUAAGCUAAGGGAUAAGAAUAGUUGUUACCCAAAUUAUCUUGCCGUGUGUGGGGACAAAUGCCUUCAAAACGGCUUGCAAGUUGAUAUUUCUGUGCUUCAACAAGAUGAAAGUGGGGAUUUUAUAGAUUUGUUCUCGUCUCAGAGUCUUAUGCAACGCUUCAUACGCGGCCCUUUAAGACUGAAGAAAGAGGAUCUUUUCCCACUAGGGAAUCUGGAGUUUGAAGGCUUUCAAAUGCCAGUUCCAAACCAAUGGAAAAAGCUGCUUGUUUUCUGGUAUGGCAGGAAUUACAUGACCAUUCCAUCACCUCAUGAUCGGAAAUUAUUUUCUGGUUCGGCUAUCGAUCCCGUUCAUAGUUGUGACGAGGUAAAACGAUACCAAAACAUUUAACCUCGAAACCCGGGGGGUACUCCCAUAUACUUGUUGUACGGGUAUGUGCCGCCGUAUAGGGUAUAUUUUUUCGGCUUUUGGAUCUGGGGUAGGGUUUCAUUUUUUGACAUUUUSUCUGGGAUAGGAUAUCAUUUUA
Messenger RNA from Actinia tenebrosa (Australian red waratah sea anemone), 1103 nucleotides. RefSeq lists its product as uncharacterized. Lineage: Eukaryota; Metazoa; Cnidaria; Anthozoa; Actiniaria; Actiniidae. The record is from RefSeq and is a predicted model, not a curated record.